ACUAAAAAGGUAGGCAAAAAAAAUCAUAAGUCAAAACGAAGUUCGCGGGGCGUUAGUAGAAAAUAAAAUCCUAAUAGUUACCAACCACUGGCAAUCUUUAGCAUACCGACAAGGCGAAAGCAAUACAUCUUAUGUCAUUAUGUCUACCGAAACCUCAUCACCAUCAUUACUUUACCAAACCCACCCAAAGUCGCACUCAAAAUGUGGAGUUUCUUACCGUUUUUAAGCCUCCUAGAAAUAUUAUCAGCUGAAAUAACAGCCCCAGGCAUCGAUAGAAUCAUGAGUGACGGUGUAACAAGUGUCGGUUAUAAUUUAGUGUAUGGAGACGAAGAUUUUCAGGUGUACAACGAGGUGGUGAAAAAUGAGGAGAAAAUGAACGCUUUGAAGAAUAGGUUCAAUUUAAACGAAGCGCUGCCUCCAUUGCCAGCUGUGGACGUCAAAUGCUUGAUGUCCGUUGACAGAUAUUGCUCGAAGAGUAUGCGGGAGAUGAAGAGUGUUUUAAUAGAGGCCCUAAAAGAUGACUGUGCGAAAUGUUCGAAAGAGCAGAAGGAAAAUGCAGGGAGAGUGGUUGCCUCAAUGAUGGCGCAUGACCCUUCGGCUUGGAAAUUGUUCCUGACAAGGUCUUCGUUACAAGUUUUUCCUGAGAAAAAACCGCCAAAAAGGGAAAAUUAUAAAUAUAAAAUCGUAGGACCAGCUGAAGAUAUAGUUAAUUCUAGAAAUAGAUACACUAUGCCAGGUGUAAAAGUUAGAGUUAAGAGAUAUGUCGUAGAGAGAGUUAAUUACGAUUAGUAAUUUAGUAUGUUAGUAAAUAUACACUCAUCACAACUACAUAAUUUUAAUCAAUAUUGCUCGAUAUUGUUUUAUUUAAAUGAAUAUCUUAAGAUAUAUAAAAGUGAAAUACCAAGCGCGCACAUAUAAUGUCUUGACCGUAUUCAACGAAGAGCGAUUUGAAUCGUCGACGACCACUCACGACCACUCACGUCACUUUCCAAGCGGCUUGAUCCCUUGGCGUUGCGUGGAAAUGUGGGAUCUCUCUGCAUCUUCUACAAUACACAAUUAUAUAUAUAUAUUAUUAUAUAUACAAUUAUAUAUUAUAUUAUAUAGGAAUACAAAAUUCCUCCCAUACCUUCACGCUCAUCAUCCUGAGUAUUUUUAAGCACGUUUUGCGGCGCACCACCACAUUUUUCGUAUUGAGCACCGUCAUCAAAAAUGUCAAGGAAAAAAGUGUACCAAUUUCCUAACGCCUGCAAUAAACUUCUGUCGUUGUUAAUGGCAGUGUGAAUUUCAUCAAACCCUCAUUGCUCAUAAUAGAAUAAUAGUAAUAAAAUAAAUAUAUAGAAUAUUUUAUGGGUGUAUGAAAGUAUAUUAUACGGUAAUGACUUAUAGUAUUAUUAAGUAAUCGUAAAAUUCAAAGAUGCAGCUGUAUCGUUGCAAUUUAUAUGGCGCCUGACAAAAAAUAUACGCAAUUGUUGUCUUUAUAUAGCGUUGAUCAUUUUAAAUAUCUUUGUAAGUUUUACAUUUGUUGAUUGAAAUAGAAAAAAAAAAUUAAAUAUCGUGAUUACUAAAUUUAAAGAAAGUACACGUAACCAGA
Messenger RNA from Pieris napi, 1591 nucleotides. RefSeq lists its product as uncharacterized. The transcript is spliced from 3 exons. Lineage: Eukaryota; Metazoa; Arthropoda; Insecta; Lepidoptera; Pieridae. The record is from RefSeq and is a predicted model, not a curated record. Bases 202 to 789 code for a protein of 195 amino acids.